AUUUUAUCCUGCUCUUUCAGACUUGAAAGGACUUUCAGUUCUGUUUCCAAGUACUCUCAUCUCCCACCGUGUCAUCGGUGGACAACCAUCCGUACAACACCACACCUGCAGUGCAGAUAAAUCCCCGCGAUAAGCCUCAAGUUCACAAGAGCAGACCACUCUAUCAGUAGCUUCGCCGGCGGUGAAAUUCCCUGGUAGAUAGUGAACCGAUAAUCCUGACAUACGUCUCGAUCAAACGAGAAGAAAGAGACUUGCACCAUGGCUCAGCAGAAACCUAUCUUCGUUGCAACCCAUCCCCGGGCUUGCUCGACGGCUUUUGAGCGGGUCUUUAUGACUCAGAGAGAUACAAUCAAGUGUAUCCAUGAGCCCUUCGGCGAUGCAUUCUACUACGGCCCUGAGAGGCUCUCAGAUCGGUACGAGGCUGACGAGAAGGGGCGGAUUGAGAGCGGAUUCAGCGAGUCUACGUACAAAACUAUCCUCGAGAGGAUUGAGCGCGAAGGAAGGGAAAAUGAGGGCAAGAGAAUAUUCAUUAAAGACAUCCUGCAUUAUCUCUUACCUCCGCACGGCAAACCCGCCAGUAUUGCGCCUUCCCUCAACAGAAUCAAGCGCGGCGUAGGCACAGAGACAGCUACUGCUGAACACCCGACGGCCGUUGGCAGUGACGGAGAUUCCAACGCCAACGGCCACCACCCGGCUGCCAACGGCGCUACCAAUGGCAGCGCGAAUGGCAGCGAGAUAAAAAAGGGCAACAGCACAGCGCCCUACCCAUACGACACUCCCUCUGAACCAGGAAACCCGACCGUCAUCCCCAAGGAGAUUUUGGAAACAUUCCACUUUGCCUUCCUUAUCCGCGAUCCGCAUUACAGCGUCCCCUCCUACUACCGCUGUACAAUUCCUCCUCUCGACGCCACCACGGGCUUCACCUACUACGACCCCGCUGAAGCUGGGUAUGACGAGAUGCGCCGGUUCUUCGAGUACCUGCGGGCUGAGGGCCUAGUGGGACCUCAUGUUGCAACUCACGAGGCAGACGCCGACGAGAUCCUUGCCAGUGCCCAGGAUGGUCAGCAGAAGCCUACGCAUAAACCUGUCUCCAGCCCGGAUGCUGGCAUCGGCGCGGAGAUCUGUGUCGUCGACGCGGAUGAUAUGCUCGAUAGUCCAGCGGCGAUGAUGGAGGCGUUUUGCCGUAGCGUCGGGAUCACGUAUACGGACGCCAUGCUAAACUGGGAUAACGAGGAGGAUCAUGAGUACGCGCGGGAGGCGUUUGAGAAGUGGAAUGGAUUUCACAACGAUGCAAUCGAUUCAAGAGGGUUGACUGCUAGGAAGCAUCCCCGUGCCCCCAGAUCCGAAGAACAGUUCGACGCCGAGUGGCGCGAGAAAUACGGCGAGGAGGGCGCCGCCCUGAUCCGCAAGACGGUCAACGCCAACAUGGCCGACUACCUCUUCCUCAAGCAGUUCGCGAUGAAAGUCUAGGUGCCGUGGUCAAGCCGUGCAGGUCAUACCUAUGCAGGUACCGACCGAGCAAAUGAGUACGUACACUCCAUAACAAGUUGAUUCGAGAUGAGAAAAGGAAGGCAUGGCCAGCAACCAGCCGUGGGGGUUGAAGACGAUGACAAGAAAGAAAUUGAAUCAGAUCGACUUGAAAGUUGAGAGGAUUAUCCUAGGCGAUGGAAUGGGAUUAGGAUAUAUGUCGCGAUGAGAGCCUUUGAUCACGCAAUCUGCACUAUGGAAAUCUAUAUUGGAUGAAUUUGCCUGUUAUGCACGAUACUCGAAACGCUUUGACUUCAGUUUUGCUUUUUUCCUAGGUUUGUUUUUCUUGUUCUGUUUGCAAAUUGUGUGUUUCUGAAUGAAGGGAGAAUGUAUCCAUCUUGACUGGAACUGUUGUGAGCUAAAGUCUAGCUAGCUAGCACGUCCCAGUACCUAGUUCGAAGGAAGUAAUUGCUCGUUCAACCAUUUCAGGAUACAGAACCUAUGAGGGUCAACGGCCGAAGCCGAAGACUG
This is a messenger RNA of Aspergillus nidulans FGSC A4, 1998 nucleotides long. RefSeq lists its product as uncharacterized. The record is from RefSeq and is a predicted model, not a curated record. The transcript is spliced from 4 exons. The coding region runs from base 259 to 1470 and encodes 403 amino acids. NCBI's taxonomy places the organism in Eukaryota, Fungi, Ascomycota, Eurotiomycetes, Eurotiales, Aspergillaceae.